GUUGACUCACCAACGAGAGAUUUCAGACCCGCUCUUAUGACUCGAUAGGAGGUUCUAGGCUCUGACUGUGGCCAACGCAGGAAUGGGCUGAGAAACGGUGACUAGGCUCCAGUCUCCGUCAAGGGUAUACAAACCAGCUCAAUCCCGAACAUCCCUUCCUUUCUCAUACCUCUUCGAAUAUAUCCCCUCGAGAUCUAACCAUGUUCCUUCCAAGUGUACACGCCGAAUCCGACACGGACGUUCUCUUCCAAUUCAUCCAAGAGAACCCCCUAGGAAUCCUCAUCACGGGCAUCAAUUCCUCCACCCAGGACUUUCUCCAAUGCACCCAUGUCCCAUUUGUGCUUGAUAUUCCCGGCACUGGGGACAACAUUUCAGCCACCCCCCAGCUUCGCGCCCACAUCGCGAAGCAGAACCCCCAAGCGAAGGCCAUGAUCGAGGCAGUCGACGGCAAGCCACCGGGGGUUCUCUCCCUUGACCAGGAUGUCCUAGUAGUCUUCAACGGACAGCACGAUCACUACGUGACUCCCAAAUACUACACCGAGACCAAGCCGGACACCGGCAAAGUCGUGCCCACCUGGAACUACUCCGCCGUUCAGGUCUAUGGGAAGUUGUCGCUCUACUACGAUUCCAAGACCCUGGAGGCAGGGUCCUUCCUGGCGAAACAGAUGCAUGAUUUGUCGGAGCAAUGCGAGAGAACGAUUAUGGGGUUCACGGGUGGGGAUAGGCCGCAGCCGUGGAAGGUUGCGGAUGCCCCGGAGCGGUACAUUGAGUUGAUGCAGAGGAAUGUUGUGGGGAUCAAGAUCGAGAUUGGCAAACUUGAGGGCAAGUUCAAGAUGAGUCAGGAGAUGAGACGGGGGGAUCGAGAUGGUGUUGUCAGGGGGUUUGCAAAAUUGGGAGGGGAAACUGGAGAGGCCAUCUCAUCGUUGGUCAAGGAGCGAGGGGAGCUCCAUGAUAAGAAGAAGGAGGAGCUGAAAGCUGCGAAGGAAGGGUAGUUUGCUUUACGAUGUCAUUAGUUCCUAACGGACUUGACGAGUCUAAGAGUCUUGUUGAAUGAGGGUACAAAUAGCAUGGUUUAGUUUGUCUCUGAUUACUCUGUUGUGUACACUAUCAGCAGAACAUGUCCAUAUGAAACAAGGACCACGUCAUUUAGCCAUCUAUCCGACGAAGACUGUCGCUUCUCUGUUGGAAGUUGAACCGAAUGGUGGACAUUCUACAGGCCAUCCUAAUCAGGAUUAGCUUUGGGGUUGCGGGAUAAAUUUAGUAUGGUUGCAUCUUGCCACUCCAUCCAUCAUCAACUGACUCAUAU
Molecule: messenger RNA, 1306 nt
Organism: Aspergillus pseudonomiae
Lineage: Eukaryota; Fungi; Ascomycota; Eurotiomycetes; Eurotiales; Aspergillaceae
Product: FMN-binding negative transcriptional regulator
Exons: 1
Coding region: 201-992 (263 amino acids)
Source: RefSeq, a predicted model, not a curated record